AGGUUUUAGGUUUUCUGCUUUCUAUUCCCAAAUCUGUUUCUUAUUUCCUAAUGAUAAAAAAAAUCACUUUCUAUUCCUAAAUCAGUACCACCUCCACCUGCCCAACGCCGCUGCCGUCGCAGCCGUCUCCGCUCCGGCUGCCGCUCUGUCACCCGCUUCCUCUGUCGCCGGCGCCUAUCACCGUUGCGUCGUCCUGCUCGUUCUUCCAUCAAUACACUGUGGAGUGUCGUCGUUCCGGUCAAACUGCUUGUUCAUCUGUCGCCGGCGUUCACCACUUUCGUCACCUUCUCCGCUCCAGCCUUCAGCCGUCGCCGUCCCGCUGUGCCUCCGUUCAACAGGAACAACAAAACCCAAAACCCUAGCAAAGCAGUGGUGUGUGUUGAACAGGUUAUUGAAUCAUAUCGGUAAGAAGCUAAGAGACUGUGUGAAAGAAGAAAAAUGGUAGUGAGGAUUCGAUUGUCUAGGUUCGGAUGUAAAAACAAGCCAUUUUAUAGGGUGAUGGCUGCCAAUAGCAGAUCCCCAAGAGAUGGGAAGCAUCUCGAGGUCCUUGGUUACUACAAUCCUUUGCCAGGCCAAGACGGAGGUAAACGAAUGGGUCUUAACUUUGAAAGAGUCAAGUAUUGGUUAUCAGUUGGGGCACAGCCUUCAGAGCCGGUCCAACGCAUCCUUUUCAGGGCUGGAGUAUUGCCUCCGCCACCCAUGGUGGCAAUGGGACUUAAGGGUGGACCGCGUGACAUGCGUCCUGUUGAUCCUAUGACAGGUCGUGUUUUAAAUGAAGAGAAACCAGUUGCUGGCAACCAAGAAAAAAGUGGCAAUGAUGAGGCUGUUGAUGAGCCAAACUCUGCAUGAAAAAUUUAUAUGAUCCCCAGGAGUCCUCACUCUGCAGUAUAAGUUGGGGAAAAUGAAAAGGUGGAUCAUAUUGGAUGAUUGUAAGUUUUUGUCUGAAAAAUAACAUUUGCCAUUUGCAGAAACUGCCAGCUUAUUUCCAGUGGCCUGGCCCUGCGUACAAGAUGUGUUCAAUUAAAUGUGAUCCAAUGACAAACUACUUUGGAUUUUGAAUUCACUUUACAAUACUAAACCAAACAUGUUGAAAUUA
This is a messenger RNA of Gossypium raimondii (Peruvian cotton), 1096 nucleotides long. Its product is annotated as 30S ribosomal protein S16-2, chloroplastic/mitochondrial. Gene Ontology annotation, cellular component: small ribosomal subunit; ribosome. The transcript is spliced from 4 exons. Gene Ontology annotation, biological process: mitochondrial translation. Bases 439 to 849 code for a protein of 136 amino acids. The record is from RefSeq and is a predicted model, not a curated record. Gene Ontology annotation, molecular function: structural constituent of ribosome. Lineage: Eukaryota; Viridiplantae; Streptophyta; Magnoliopsida; Malvales; Malvaceae.